GAUACUCUUCAGGACCAAACGUUAUUUUCCACAAUGGAGCCAAGCAAGGUUCUAGUAUCUCCUGGACAUAAAUAUUUCGAAUUCAACUUGAAAUUCCUUUUCGCUGUUGGUCUCUGGCCUCACAAAGAAUGGUGCAGGAACAAGUUGGAACUGUACAAGAUGUAUGAGACGAAUCUUCACAUACUUUCUGUUGUUUACCUUAUCAUAUCGUCUAUCGGCACUUACAACAUCCGAGGAAACAUGGAGAUCCUCAUGUCCAACUUGGACAAAUCUCUCAUUGGCUACGUUUUCGUCUUCAAAAUAUUCGCUUUUGAGAUCAAACGAAAAGAGUUGCGGUCGUUAGUGAACGACAUAAUGCAAUCUGGAGACAAAAUCACCAAGAAAUGCGAGGAUCGAAUGACGAGCCUGCUAAUGUUUGUAAUGAUUUUGGUGACAAUGAUAGUCAGUGCAUUUUCAAUGUCAGCUCUGUAUGAUGGGGAAAUGACGGUGGAAGCGUGGAUGCCGUUUGAUCCCCUACAGAGUAAGAAACACCUGUUAAUGGCAGCACAAAUAUUGGCCGUAACAUUUAUGCCUUGUGCCCUGCGGGGUGUGGGACUGCAGGGAAUCGUCUGCAGCGUAAUCAUGUAUUUUUGUGAGCAACUCCAAGAUGUACAGAUGAAGAUUCGGCAUUUGCACUACAGUCCGCACAGGGAUGAAGAGGUCAGGCAGGAAUUUAAAGAUAUUGUGAAGAAACAUGUCCGUCUGAUCAGAUAUGCAAAGUCAAUCGAGAAUGUCUUCAACAGUUUCAUGCUAUUCCAUAACUUAGCCAUGUCGGUUGAGCUUUGUUUAAAUGCAUUGAUGAUUUCUGUGGUUGGAACGGAAGAAAAGAAGACGCUGGUGAACUUUUUAGCUUUUUUCGGAAUAGCGCUUCUUAAUACCUACAUCUUGUGUUACUUGGGCAAUGAGAUGAUAAUUCAAAGUGAAGGCAUAUCUCAGGCAGCCUAUGAGGCUUCCUGGAGCUUCUGGCCAAUAGACAUGCAACGGGACUUGCUGACUCUCAUCACAGUUUCCCAGAGGCCCCUGAAGCUCAGUGCCGGGGGCAUAGCUGUGAUUUCCUUGCAGACUUACUGUCAGAUACUCUACAAUGGUUACUCCAUAUUUACAAUGCUUCACGAUAUGAUGUAAAUUAAAAGUACUUAGGUACUUACACCCGCCUAAGAUACUAAUAUAUUACCCUGAUUACCCAGCAAUGUAUUUCACUUAUCACAAACUAUAAAGGGGCUUCUAUGCAGUAAUAAAGAGCACCGCUGAUAAGUAUAAUUUGUUUCUAUUAACUAGGUCGGUCGGGUCCCUACAGCAGUCACAAACGUCCAAAAGAGAGCCGUCGAAAUUAUCAAAA
This is a messenger RNA of Plutella xylostella (diamondback moth), 1378 nucleotides long. RefSeq names its product olfactory receptor 18 (gene Or-18). The record is from RefSeq and is a predicted model, not a curated record. Gene Ontology annotation, biological process: sensory perception of smell; detection of chemical stimulus involved in sensory perception of smell. Gene Ontology annotation, molecular function: olfactory receptor activity; odorant binding. NCBI's taxonomy places the organism in Eukaryota, Metazoa, Arthropoda, Insecta, Lepidoptera, Plutellidae. Gene Ontology annotation, cellular component: plasma membrane.